This is a messenger RNA of Paramecium sonneborni, 1078 nucleotides long. NCBI's taxonomy places the organism in Eukaryota, Ciliophora, Oligohymenophorea, Peniculida, Parameciidae. The record is from the annotation of a GenBank genome assembly.
AUGAUGGAUUAAAUCAAUCAGCUAAAGGAAUAAAUAAUCACUCUCUAAUAAAAUGAAAAAGAUUAUUAAGAUUUGAAUUUCUUAUUCACAAAUUUAGAACAUAGAUAUAAUCUAUUAGCAGAAGAAAAAUAAAGAAUGGAAAUUGAUUAUAAUCGCAGACAUGAAUUUAAUAUGCAAGCAGUAGCUAGACAUAGAGCAGAAAUUGAUUAAUUAAGAAAUGAACUAAUGUCUUGCUAAAAUAAUCAGGAACAAAUGGAAUAUUUGGUUUAUGAAAAUCAAGCUCUAACAGAUGAAGUAAAUAAUUUAAGAGAUGCAUAUACAAAAAUUGUUUAAUAAAUUUAAGAUUAAGAUGAAAAAUAUCAAACAACUCUAGCAGCAAAAUAAUAGUAUAUAGAAAGUUUGUAAUUUUAAAUCAAAUAAAUGAAUGACAUUUAGACUCAUAAAGAAAAAAAGUUUCAAGUUGAAAAUGAAAAUAAAUAGCAAUUCGUUAGUGAAAUGGAAUCUUAUAAGUCUUAAAAUGAAAAACUUACUAUAGAUAAUAAACAGUUAAUCAAAUAAAUCGAGAGAUUAGAACUUUAAAUUUAAAAUUAUAAAGAUUAACUUAAUCAAAUGACUUAAGAAAUUGGAAAAAUGCAACAUUAAAUGGGUAUGUUAACUAAAGAAUUAGGCAAUUAAAAUGUAUUUUAUAUGCUAUAUUCUAGAAAGUUUCUUCAAAGGAGUACUAAUUAGAUCAUGAACUUAAAUCUUUAAAGAAUAUGAACAUAUAAUUGCUUUAGAAAAAUGAACAUUAAUAACAAUAGAUAGAAUAAUUAAUUCAUAAUAAUUAGUAGUUGAUUAUCGAAUGUGACACUUUAAGAAUUAAAUUCGCUGAAUAAGAAAAUUCUAAAUUGAUGGUCUAAAAUUAGUAUGCUAAAUCUUUAAAUAAAUUUUAGGAAGAAAGGAAAGUUAUUAAAGAUUAUUUAUGUAAGUAUACCAUUUAUCAUUAGAAAGAUAAAAAGUCUUAAGAGAAACAAGAUUAUAAAACGAAAAUGAUGUUAGCAAAUGUUUAGAAGAAAUCACUAGAUUAAAUAAUAAGUGA